Messenger RNA from Peniophora sp. CBMAI 1063, 1632 nucleotides. The record is from the annotation of a GenBank genome assembly. Lineage: Eukaryota; Fungi; Basidiomycota; Agaricomycetes; Russulales; Peniophoraceae.
AUGAAGUUCGCGUCGACCAUCCUCUCCCUACUCUUUCUCGUCACCCUUAGUACCGCACUACCAUCCCCCCAGGCUCGUCUCCGGCGUGAUGGCGACUCAACCUCACCUUCUCCCCAGACACGGACCAUGCAUGGCUCUGGCGGGAACCGCUCGGGUGCCGGAUCAGGCGCGACUGCUACAAGCGCCGAAGCGUCCGUCACGCCCGCGGCUGAUUCCGCCCGCUCCCGCUCAGCGAAGGUCAAUACGCACGGAAGAACUCGCUCUGCGACCUCCGAAGACGCAUCUUCGACGUCGCAGUCGGAGUCUUCCUCCCGGUCCGGCGCUCCUGACUCCACCGCGCAUUCUGGGGCACCCGAAGCUACCUCGACAAGCGUUUCCUCAACUUCGUCUGGCACACCUGAAUCCUCUUCGACAGCUGGAGCGCCCAAACCUUCAUCUACCUCUGGAUCCAACUCUGGCUCCGGUGCUGAAGCAGAUGCUGUCGGUGCAGUCUACUUCACGACUAACGAUCCCAGCGGGAACAAUAUCAUCGUAUCGUCCAUCUCCACAAACGGCAACGUAACGUUCACCCGUGCCGUUUCGACGGGAGGUCAUGGCGAGCACGGCAACGAUGGCGCCUCGCCAGGUCCGGACGCGACGUUCUCGAAUGACCUACUUGUCGUACACGAUGGCAAACGUCUCCUUGCCGCCGCCAACACCGGCGACAGCACUGUCUCGCUUUUCGAAAUCGAUGAGAACGACCCGACGAAGCUCACGAUGCGCGGCGCGCCGGUGGAUUCUCAGGGUGACUACCCUUCAUCGUUAACUUUCAACUCGGCAGGAGAUAAGCUCUGCGUGAUGAACGCCGGUGCUCGCGCUACCAUUCUUUGCUACAACGUGGCGUCUGAGGGCUUGCAGCCCCAGUCCAGCACCUUGCGCAACAUCCCCGGCUAUAACCAGACCGAGGCCGACCCGGUGGGACCGAGCGGUACCGCCAGCGCCAUUGCCUUCACCGAGGACGAGUCGAUCCUUGUAGUAGCCGUUAAAGGACAUGCGCCGCCAAACUCCACGCCUGGAUUCCUCGCUGCGUGGCCCGUGGAGUCGGACGGCGGACUUGCACAAAACCCUACCACGAUCAUGAACACCGGCGGCCAGGGCCUGAGUUUCAGCCUCACGCCUGUACCGGGCAAGAACGCGUUCGUGGCGGCGGACUUUGACAGCACUGUGGACGUAUUCGAUCUCAGUGGCGAUCUGAAGGAUGCCAGUGCAAACCCUGCUACGACAAGUACUUCGAUUCCAGGUAACUUCGUGCUUUGCUGGAGCACCUAUAGCAAGACCGUGGACAGGUAUUACCUGGCUUCGCCGGUCAGUCAGCUUCUCGUAGAGGUUGAGCUGGACGACAAGCUGAAGCCGAGCAUCAUCGGUACUCAUCCUGUCUUGAACGGCGGCGCCAACAUCGAUCUCGUCGCGGCCACAGCCAAUGGAAAAGACUUCAUCUUCAACCUCGUUGGGAGUACACUCGACAUUGCUGUACUUUCAAUAGAUGGACCAGGGCAAACGAGCCUCAUCGGCGCGACUAACUUCGGUAAUGUCCCGGAUGUCACAAUCACAUCCAACUUUGUACAAGGUUUGGCAGUAUACAUCAAGUCGUAA